GGCGCGGGCAGUAAGCCGGGCGCUAGGACCGCGGGGAGCCCGGGCUGCGGCGGCGCUACCUUAAACCCAGCCCAAUGCCGCUGCCUGCGCCACUCUGCGCGCCGGCGGGGGCUGCGCAGGAGGAGCGCUCCGCCCGGCUACAACGCUCCGCGAGCCGGCGCGGCAACACCUGUUCGCGGCAGCCUGGGCGGCACGCGAGCUCCCGGACGCGGCUCUCCUCGCUCGCCGCUCGCCACCCGUUCUAAGCCAAUGGACAUCUGCCGAGCCUCUGGAGAAUCCUGGAUACUAGCUUUGGACGCCUAAAGUUUCUUCUUCUUUUUGUUUUAUUAUUAUUAUCAUUUUUUGGAGGGGGGACCGGGAGGGGAGAUUUGUCGCCGCCACCAACGUGAGAUUUUUUUUUUCCCCUUGAAGGAUUCAUGCUGAUGUCUGCAGAGUCGGUUAGAGAGUAAAAACAGCGCAUGCCUUCCUGGAGUCAGGAUCCGUAAAUUCUGACGUAGCCCGUGCAUCUUAAAAAUCCCUAUAAUAACGCCUAGGCAUUUAAGUUGCUAUGGUCAUUCUGAUCUCAAACCAAAUGGAGAAACUACGGAUUUUUUUUCCUUAUUACGGUCGGAUGGGAUGAAGACCUUCCUGCCUGCUAAGAGCUGGGGAUCUAUCUAUAGAGAUACAUAGAUAUGUUUAUCAAUAUGUCAGUGUGUGAGUAUAAAGUGGUGGUUUCUUAGACUAUCAGUGGUUUGACCUUGAACCUGUGCCAGUGAAACAGCAGAUUACUUUUAUUUAUGCAUUUAAUGGAUUGAAGAAAAGAACCUUUUUUUUCUCUCUCUCUCUCUGCAACUGCAGUAAGGGAGGGGAGUUGGAUAUACCUCGCCUAAUAUCUCCUGGGUUGGCACCAUCAUUAUUGUUUAUUCUUGUGCUCCAAAAGCCGAGUCCUCUGAUGGCUCCCUUAGGUGAAGUUGGGAACUAUUUCGGUGUGCAGGAUGCGGUACCGUUUGGGAAUGUGCCCGUGUUGCCGGUGGACAGCCCGGUUUUGUUAAGUGACCACCUGGGUCAGUCCGAAGCAGGGGGGCUCCCCAGGGGACCCGCAGUCACGGACUUGGAUCAUUUAAAGGGGAUUCUCAGGCGGAGGCAGCUAUACUGCAGGACUGGAUUUCACUUAGAAAUCUUCCCCAAUGGUACUAUCCAGGGAACCAGGAAAGACCACAGCCGAUUUGGCAUUCUGGAAUUUAUCAGUAUAGCAGUGGGCCUGGUCAGCAUUCGAGGCGUGGACAGUGGACUCUACCUCGGGAUGAAUGAGAAGGGGGAGCUGUAUGGAUCAGAAAAACUAACCCAAGAGUGUGUAUUCAGAGAACAGUUCGAAGAAAACUGGUAUAAUACGUACUCAUCAAACCUAUAUAAGCACGUGGACACUGGAAGGCGAUACUAUGUUGCAUUAAAUAAAGAUGGGACCCCGAGAGAAGGGACUAGGACUAAACGGCACCAGAAAUUCACACAUUUUUUACCUAGACCAGUGGACCCCGACAAAGUACCUGAACUGUAUAAGGAUAUUCUAAGCCAAAGUUGACAAAGACAAUUUCUUCACUUGAGCCCUUAAAAAAGUAACCACUAUAAAGGUUUCACGCGGUGGGUUCUUAUUGAUUAGCUGUGUCAUCACAUCAGCUCCACUGUUGCCAAACUUUGUCGCAUGCAUAAUGUAUGAUGGAGGCUUGGAUGGGAAUAUGCUGAUUUUGUUCUGCACUUAAAGGCUUCUCCUCCUGGAGGGCUGCCUAGGGCCACUUGCUUGAUUUAUCAUGAGAGAAGAGGAGAGAGAGAGAGAGACUGAGCGCUAGGAGUGUGUGUGUGUGUGUGUGUAGCGGGAGAUGUGGGCGGAGCGAGAGCAAAAGGACUGCGGCCUGAUGCAUGCUGGAAAUAGACACGCUUUUCAUUUCUGAUCAGUUGUACUUCAUCCUAUAUCAGCACAGCUGCCAUACUUCGACUUAUCAGGAUUCUGGCUGGUGGCCUGCGCGAGGGUGCAGUCUUACUUAAAAGACUUUCAGUUAAUUCUCACUGGUAUCAUCCCAGUGAACUUAAAGCAAAGACCUCUUAGUAAAAAAUAAAAAAUAAAUAAAAAUAAAAAUAAAAAAAAGUUAAAUUUAUUUAUAGAAAUUCCAAAGGCAACAUUUUAUUUAUUUUAUAUAUUUAUUUAUUAUAUAGAGUUUAUUUUUAAUGAAACAUGUACAGGCCAGAUAGGCAUUUUGGAAGCUUUAGGCUCUGUAAGCAUUAAAUGGCAAAGUCCGCUAUGAACCUGUGGUAAAUUCAUGCAAGUAGAUAUAAUGGUGCAUGGAUAUAAGAAAUUCUAAUGACCCUAAUGUACUAAAGGCGACAAUCUCUUUUGUGCCCAUAUUAUUGUAAACUUAUGCACAUCGCUCAUGACACUGAGUAUUCACUCUUCAGACUGCUUGUUUCAUAGCUUAUCCCAGAGGAUUAAAGAUAAACUGGGUCUCAAACUUUGAUUCUGUGUCUGCAAUAUUUCCUCUCUCAUAAGUGACUCCACUAUUGUAACUUCAUGGUUGGAAAAUAUGAGGGUUGAUAUAUGUCUUACUUGUUUAAAUCUGUCGCAGAAUAUACCAAAGCUAAAUAAUAACUAUGCUUUUAUUUUAGCCGAUCUCCAGAAUGACAGUAUUAACAUCAAACAUUGUAUUGAUUUAGAAUUCUCAAAAAAGGAAAAAAAAGUACAUAGCACAGACUAUUUUUUUUAAAGACGUAAGAAUCAGAUUAACAGGAUCAUACUUGUAAACUUUUUUUGGUUCACUUGGCUAUCAAAUAUGAAAUUAUAGAAGUAUCAUAGGGGUCAUUGUAACAUCUUUUAGAGAAAAUGGCUAUCAGUGUGAACUGUCAUAAUUACGUGGUAAUAGCACCCUUAGUAAAACUUGCAAAAUGAAACUAAUAAAUCGUUAUCAAUAAUGACAAUGAGGGGGAAAGUAUUAUACUUGUUGACUGUGUUUUGUUUUUUAAAAUGGUCUCCACAAGCGCUCAAUUUUUUUAGAGGGGAUAUUACUAUAUAGAAUAUCUUUUACAAGGCUUUUAUAACAUUUUAUGCUGAAAAGCAUAAGAAUACGUAUUUCUUUAGUAGCAAUAAUUUUGGAACUUGCCCUUGGGCAAGCGAGACUAUUUCUUACUAUAUACUAAGGAGAAAAGAGCCAAAUUCUUAAAGCAAUAUUUAAGAAAAAAGGAAUUUAUAACAAAUUCUCAUCUACAUAUGACACUUUCUAGCCAGUUGUGUUGAGAAGUGCAAAGUGAUGGUUUAAACAUGUGUUGGGAUUUAUUGAACUAAUUUUAAAAUUUACUAUUCAAACUUUAUUUUGCUCUGAUGCACAUUCUCUAUGAAAAAUAAAAGUGUGUCACUGGUGAGUGACAGCUGUUAUGAGCUAGAAGCGCAUGACUUAUUGUGACGAUGUCUUGCCUUUCUGUGGUCCAAGUUGGAGUACAUGGCAAUGCCCUCCUGCUGAUGUGCAUUAAGGAAAAUCUAAGUCUAAUAUUUGGAAUUAAGAGAUAUUUUAGGGGGAGGGGACAGAAGCAAUGUAAAAUAGUUGAUUUAUGAUAAAGCUCAGAAUGUCCUCUUCAUUUAUUUUCUUGUUUUAUUUUCCUUUCUAAACAGAAACUGCAUUUAAUUCCAAAAAGUAGUAUUCUUAUUUAUUAUUUAACCCUUUGCUGCUGCUAAAAUGUGCACAUAUUCAGGCUUUAGUUUUUCCAAAAGGCAUUUUUUUUUUUUGGCUGAAAAAUAUUAAACAUUUGACCACAGGGAAGAAUCAAGUUUCUAGGAUGUCAUAGGUAUACUAUGUAGCACUGAAAAAAUUGAUUUUAGGUGACAGCCAAAAGUAGUCUUAAAGUAGCAUGAGACCUUAGAUAAUCGACCUAAAAGAAAGAAAAUUGUGAAAAAGACAAAAAUCUUCAUGCAUUCCUAUAAAAUGCUACUUUAAGGUCUACUUUUGGAGUUAAUUUUGUUUGGUACUUUUUUUUUUUUAAGACGAGCAAAUUGUUAUAUGCUUUUGGCAAUUGAUACAAUAAACUGUAAUGGUCUGUAAAUAAAUAAAUAUUGACUCAUGCGAUUUAUGUAAAUAGUUGAACUGGGAGAGUGGAUGGCUCAGGGUUUCGGUGUGGGCAUUGUCUAUUGGGCAGUAGAGUGAGUCAUCCCCAGCUCAUGGGUUUGCAUCCAGUUCUUGUCUUAAGAGACCCAAAGCCCAGUGAAUGGCAGCCCUGAGCCACUGUGGAAUGGGGGUUCUGGUUUCACAAACAGAUGCUUAGAUAGCCAAACCACUGUCUUGUUGGUGCCAACACUUGCACUGUGGUCAAAGACUUACCGAGCAUGGGCCGAACAACCUUCCCAUCUGUCAUGCGAAUGUCCCCAAGCAGUGGUGAAGGACAUGCUAGGUCAGUGUUGGGGAACCUGCCCUGCCAGGUCCUGUUUUGUAGAUAAACAAAUGGCUGCCUUCUGGUGUUUUUAUUCCAUUUCAUCUCAUUAACACUACAACCUUGUGUUAUUUACUGAUAAUCUGUAAUUGUAUGUAAAUACAUACAGGAUUAUGUAAUUUGUGUAAAUACAUAAUUACAGAGUUUUGAAAACUGGUAUUUUUUACUUGAUGUCCAUUUUGGAGCUGCUUCACAUUCUGUGCCUACAUGAGCCAAUGGAAUUUAAAAAGCAUAUUCUCCUUGCUCUUAGACAGCUGUGCUAUGUGUUGAGGGGUUGAGGGUUAUGGGGGAUGGAGGGGAAGGAACAAACAUAUCCAGAUGUGUUCUCUCUGUAAGUGUUCGAUGAAGAAGCAAGUCAUGUUCUGGGAUGAAGAUUUAUGAACUUGGAGCAAGCGAGGCUAAGUGUGUGUGCACAUUUACGUGGACGGGUGAAUGGACAAAGGCAUAUUGUUUGAGAUCAGACUCUGUUUGCUGCAUCACUUGACCUUGAAAUGUGCCAAAUUUAGAUCCACUGUUUGUGGUCACUUGCACGAAAAAGCAAUGAAAUGGUGGGGGUCGGGGAGUAUGCCAGAUGAAUAAAAAGAAAUAUUAGCCACCAAGGCCCUCUCAAGUGUACGUGUGUAUACAUGUGGCCUACGUGCUCUAUGAUACCCACAUGUAUCCAUAGACAUUUCACAUUUUAAAACUUAUAUUUUAUUCUUAAAAGUGGAAUGGGGAGGAAUUAUAACAAUAAAUUGUGUUUACUUCUUUAGGACACAGUCCAAAAUUCAGGACUUCAGGUUUGUAGGAUGGACCCUGGCCACAGAACGUUUGGUCACAAAUGUGUGAAUAAACGGCUCAAAGUGUGAUUUGUACCUUUUACUUGCAGCACGCUUCUAUCAUUGCCCUGAGGUCUUUAGAAAAAACUUUUUGAAGUACCCUUCAUUAGAGAGGAACAUGCAGAAAUAAGAAAUAGACAGUUCUGUAAUUUUCUUUUGGAAGAAAUUGAAAAUGAAUAUUCUUAAUGUGUAUUCUCCACCAGCUUAGUCACCUGGUUGCUAGACAGACAUCUGGCUCUUAGGUCAGCCAGUUAUGAGGCCUCUUUGCUGUUUGGGUUCAUAGGAAAAGAAAAUUCUUACUUAAAAUUCUCAUUAUUCUCCAACCAUAUUCCAGCUUAUAUAUUGGAAAUUUUUUUUAAAUUUAAUUUUAAUUUAAAAAUUUGGGCCAGGUGCGGUGGCUCAUGCCUGUAAUCCCAGCACUUUGGGAGGCCGAGGCAGGUGGAUCAUGAGGUCAGGAGAUCGAGACCAUCCUGGCUAACAUGGUGAAACCCCGUCUCUACUAAAAAUACAAAAAAAAAUUAGCCGGGCAUGGUGGCAGGUGCCUGUAGUCCCAGCUAUUUGGGAGGCCGAGGCAGGAGAAUGGCAUUAACCUGGGAGGCGGAUCUUGCAGUAAGCCAAGAUUACGCCACUGCACUGCACUCCAGCUUGGGCGACUGAGCAAGACUCCGUUUCAAAAAAAAAAAAAAAAAAAAGGCAUAAUUGGAUAUCUGAAUAGCCUUUGGCAAGCUGUGCUCUUGCUAUUUUUUUUUCUGUCCCUUUCUGAAGGUCCUUCUAGCUAUGCUGUUUUGGUUAUGAUUCCCAUUGUAUUAUUAUUGUUGUAAUGAUCCUAUUAGUAGACUCAGGAAAAUCUGGAAUUAAAAGUAGUUAAAAGAAAAAGUUGUGUUUGAGAGCAUUCAGAGCUGAACAACCAGUGCUGCCCUCCUCACACUGGGGAAGGGCAAGCAUUAUUGACAAUGUUCAUGGUCCAGCUUGGAGAAACUUAUUUUUGGAAACACUCAUGCAGGCUUUUUCCUUACCAUUUUGUGGGAUGUUGCAAAACAUUCUCUAAGUUCCUCCUGGCUGUUGCCUCUAGCUCCUGGUGUAUGCACAGGCACAGGGUUGCAGCCUGGUGAGAUUUCUGUUUCUUACCACUUACUAAUAAGAGGGCUCUUCCUAGUCUGUGAAGAUGUUAGAAUUACAACUUCUGUUUCAGAGGGAGGCAAUACUCCAGAUGUCCCCUUACUCUGUGGUUGACCACACUCGUCCUCCCUCUUUCCUGCCUAUGUUUCUUCUCAGUCCCCUCCCUCCUUCCUUAAUUUCAUUAUGUGGAGCUGGAGUCAGGAUGAAGAAGACAGAUGUCACUGGUGGCACACACACAGUUUAGACAAAUAGACAUCAUGGUGCAUCGUGAUGAAUACUGGGAUAAGGAAGGUACUGGGGGCUGUGGAAAGUAAGUUGCACGCAAUCCGGACUUACAAGAGCCCAGGGAUGUGAUGUUUAUGGUGAAACGCAAAGAAUGAGAAGGGUUACGGAAAAGACAGCUAUAGAUUCUCUGGCGUUCUAUAUGUGUCAAGAAAGUGCUUUCUCCCUUGUGAACUUGGGCUUAUUCUAUCUCUGAUGUUUCCCAGAUAACCGUGGCUGAGCCUGACAUAAAAGUGACGUAAAAAGCCUGAGGUAAAAAGUGCUGGCUGAUGGGCCAGCUUUGGUCUUGCAGGGUUUCCUAAGCCUUGUGUGGGGGUGUUGGUUUGUGGAGAAAAUCAGAACACAGUCUUUGCGUCAGAUCAGCUUUGUUGCCCUGGGCUCACCUGUGGCCUCUUUCAGAAUGCUCUUCUGUUGUUCUUGGUUUCUUUCCAGAGAGAGGUUAUCCUACUCAUUUGUGUUUUAAUUUAAUUUAAUUUUUUAAGGCAGGGUCUCACUCUGUUACCCAGGCUGGAGCGCAGUGGCACGAUCUCCACUCGCUGCAGUUUCCAUCUCCCAGGCUUAAGCGAUUCUCCCGCCUCAGCAUCAUGAAUAGCUAGGAUUACAGGCACGUACCACAGCAUCCCACUAAUUUUUUGUGUUUUUAGUAGAGAUGGGGUUUCACCAUGUUGGCUAGGCUGGUCUCGAACUCCUGGGCUCAAGCAAUCUGGCUGCCUUAGCCUUCCAAAGUGCUGGGAUCGCAGACAUGUGCCACUGCGCCCCUACAUGUUUUUAUUAACGUUACUUAUUUUAAUUAUCUCUCACAUUUACCUCAUGUCACAGGCAAUAUCUGCAGUGUAAAAAUAAUUAAAAUACAGGAAAAUAAAAGAGGCAAAAACAUAAUCUUUAAAAUAUCCAGUUCAUUCUUUCAAUGAAUUUGUAUUGAGCAACUGCUAUAUGAUAUGAAACAGGGCUGGGGAUAUAGUAGUAAAAAAUAAGACAACAUUCUGAUCUUGUUACUUAAACACCAAGCUGAGUUCUAUGUCAAUGAAUCUAUAGACACAUGGUACCUGCUCAAGAAACUGUAGGACUGGGAUGCCCACAUCCAAAGAAAUUAGGACACCUCGGCAAUUCUUCAUGAACUUUGCUCUUCUUCAACUAUGUAUUUAAUUUACCUUAAUAUGUAAGAACUCAGUUCAAAGCAGCGCUAUUCAAGUUCUGUUGGUUUAAGUAGGAUGGCAUGGAAAGAAUGUCCUCAAAUUUGAUGAUACAGAUUGUUUCGGUAGAUGAGCAACCGCUUGGCAGAAAAUGAGUUUCUUUUGAAAUAAACAGAAUGUAGUCCAGCCUGUUCCCUGACCUCCUCUCCUUGGGAAAAUUCAAAGGAAAAGGCAAUGGCAUUCCAAGUUUUUCAGUUGUAGAUUUGUGAUGUCUUUUAAGGGUAUGAGAGCUCAGUGAAGACAUCACUUAAUGGGCUAAAAGGACUGAUGGAGCUUGGAAAAUGCCUCCUCUUCUCCCAUUAAACCCUUCUCAUUGGAAUAUCAAUGGGCAUCUAAUAUAUAGUCAUAGGUUUAAUGCCAGAGAGAUGAAAUUGUACAUCUUGGUUAGAGAGAUGAAACCUUUCAUUUUGCUCAUCUUCACCAAAUGACAAAUCCGUAAUUAAUCUGUCUCUGGAUUCCUUGUGGCUUGCUUUGAUUUCCUUUCCUAGUUGAGAGGGUGGACCAUGGAUUCCUACUCUCUUGGGUCUCCCUUUCCCUAUCCCAUGUUUAAAGAGUAGAAAUGUUUAGGUUCAUAUUACAGAAUAAGUAGAACAGACAGAGUGUGAUGGAUGGUCUUUAGAAUUUUCUCAGAAGAGUCUUAUGAUCUUAAAUUUGGCUUAGGAAAUAAGAGUGAAUUGAAUCAGAGCAGUAUUCAAAGCAGGGCAUCUUGGCAAACAAAGAAACUCUCCAUUCUUCAGGAGAUACUUCAUGACUGACACUGGUUGAGUAAAGCCUAAACAUUUCCAUGAUGCUGCCAUUCACCUAGCAUCUGAAGUGCCAUCUGGAGAUAGAUGAGGGUUAUGAAUGACUCUUGGUAAGUGGGCACAAAAUUAGAAAUCAGGCCAUUUCUUCUGAUUAUUUGCUUCAAAGAAGGGACUUACAAUUUGUAGUGACUCUAAUGUGCCCAAUGUAUGCUUCCUCUUUCUUCCUCUUGGCAUAUUUCCUGUGCAAGCAGGCUGAAUUCUACUAUUUUCAUCUCAGAGCAUUCAUUUUGUUCCAGAUGCAAAAUGCUUAUUUCUUUUAAAAUAUAGAUUAUUGGGUGGAAGAGUUGUAUUGAAUUAACAAUGCUUUUUGUUGAAGUGGAUAAAUUCACCUGACUGAAAAUAUAGUCUAGUCACCUCUAAUCCAUAUCCAUGAGCCCAAAAGCAGAUUUCUGUGUUUUGGCCCCAUUCUGUAUUCCAUGUGGUCCUAAAUGUGUUUCAAAAGUAUCAGUACCUUGAAAUGGCCAAAUUACAUCUCAGAUGAGUUGUUUUAUGUCCUAAUGAACUGAUUUUAAUAGACACGUGGGUUGUAUAUAUUUUUUCAAAUAUCAAAAUGUCAGCUUAUAGGAGAAUUAAAAUACAAAUAGCAAAUAUUAUAGUAUGAAUAAUAAAGGUUAUUUUUGUA
Messenger RNA from Pan troglodytes (chimpanzee), 9280 nucleotides. It is a transcript of the gene FGF9, whose product is annotated as fibroblast growth factor 9. The coding region runs from base 932 to 1558 and encodes 208 amino acids. Gene Ontology annotation, molecular function: growth factor activity. NCBI's taxonomy places the organism in Eukaryota, Metazoa, Chordata, Mammalia, Primates, Hominidae. The record is from RefSeq and is a predicted model, not a curated record. The transcript is spliced from 3 exons.